Messenger RNA from Neoarius graeffei (lesser salmon catfish), 3310 nucleotides. RefSeq names its product glutamyl-tRNA synthetase 2, mitochondrial (gene ears2). Gene Ontology annotation, biological process: glutamyl-tRNA aminoacylation. The record is from RefSeq and is a predicted model, not a curated record. The transcript has 9 exons. Lineage: Eukaryota; Metazoa; Chordata; Actinopteri; Siluriformes; Ariidae. The coding region runs from base 14 to 1663 and encodes 549 amino acids. Gene Ontology annotation, molecular function: zinc ion binding; ATP binding; glutamate-tRNA ligase activity.
GUGAGAGAGAGAGAUGGUGUUGGGUCGGAUCCCCGGUUUCAGUGCGCGGUUUUAUAAUAAUAAGAAUGUAAGAAUGAAGAACCCGAGCCGGAGUGCGUCUGGCACCGGAAGUGUGUCUGGGCUCAGAGAUACUCGCACCGGAAGUGUGUCUGGGCUCAGAGAUACUCGCACCGGAACUGUGUGUGUAGCCGAGAGAGAGGUCCGGGUUCGAUUCGCCCCGAGUCCCACUGGGUUCCUCCACCUGGGUGGGUUGCGGACGGCGCUCUAUAACUUCCUGUUUGCGAAGCAGCAUGGUGGGACGUUUAUCCUGAGGCUGGAGGACACCGAUCAAUCACGCAUAAUCCACGGGGCAGCACAGGACAUCGAGCACACGCUCGAGUGGGCGGGUAUUCCCCCUGAUGAGAGUGUAUCAAGAGGUGGUGUGUAUGGCCCGUAUGUCCAGUCUGAACGUUUGAGUUUGUAUUCUGCUGCUGCGACGUCUCUGAUAGAAUCAGGCCACGCCUACUACUGUUUCUGCACCAAUCACAGAUUAGAGUUGCUCAAGAAGGAAGCAUUGCGUAGAGGACAGACACCAAGGUAUGAUAACCGGUGCAGACACCUCCAUGCUGAUCAGGUGCAGGAGAACCUGUCUCAGGACAAACCCCACGCCAUUCGUUUUCGUCUCCAUCUGGAGGCGGAGCCAUUUGAGGAUCUGGUGUUUGGUUGGACGGGGCAUGCUGUGGGGGAGGUGGAGGGCGACCCUGUCAUCCUGAAGAACGAUGGAUUCCCCACCUAUCACCUGGCCAAUGUGGUCGAUGAUGCACACAUGAACGUGAGCCAUGUUCUGCGUGGUGCUGAGUGGCUCACCUCCACCUGUAAACACCUACAGCUGUACCGUGCUCUCCGCAAGACUCCACCCACCUAUGCUCACCUGCCGCUACUACUGAACCCAGAUGGAACCAAACUGUCCAAACGGCAGGGGGACAUUUACAUCUCACACUUCAGACAGCAGGGGGCGCUCCCCGAGGCGCUGCUUGACCUCAUCACGAACUGUGGCUCUGGGUUCAACAGUAAUCGUAUUGGCCGAAAUCUGAAUGACUUGAUUAGUGAAUUUAACGUCUCAAAAAUCGUGACACACUCGGCUGUGCUUGAUCUCAGAAAACUCCCAGAAUUCAACAGGGUUCACCUGCAGCAGUGUAUUGAGGAUGAAAAUCAGUGUCGUCUCCUGGUGGAUGAAGUGAAGAAUCUUCUCACACACUCUUACAGUGAUCAGAUACAGGAACAGGAAGUGCUGGAUCACAAUUACAUCUUCAGAGUACUGCACAUGAGGAAGGGUCAUAUCUCAUCAGUGAAAGACCUGCUGUCUCCCAUCUACUCAUACCUGUGGCUCCGCCCCUCUGUAUCCCGGCAACAGCUGGAGGAAAUGAGCUCAGAAUCACAUGAUAUCAUCACUCACAUCAUGCUAGUAAUUAAAGGAUGUAAUGGUGAAUACACUCCUGAGCUCCUCGCAGCUGAACUGAAGCGCAUCACCAAAAAACUCAAGAAAACCAAAUACAGUUCAGUGAUGAAGUUACUGAGACUCGCUCUGACUGGACAACAGCAGGGUCCCAGUGUGGGCGAGAUCAUGGUCUCUCUUGGGGAGGAUGAGGUUUGUUGUCGCCUACAGAGAAUUUUAGAAGUGUAAUUCUACAACCCUGACUCCUUUGGGAGAGCUCGAGAACCCCUGACUCUUUUAGGAGAGCUUGACCCCUGACCCCUUUGGAGAGCUCGAGAACCCCUGACCCCUUUGGAGAGCUCGAGAACCCCUGACCCCUUUGGAGAGCUCGAGAACCCCUGACUCCUUUGGAGAGCUCGAGAACCCCUGACCCAUUUGGAGAGCUCGAGAACCCCUGACCCAUUUGGAGAGCUCGAGAACCCCUGACCCGUUUGGAGAGCUCGAGAACCCCUGACUCCUUUGGAGAGCUCGAGAACCCCUGACCCGUUUGGAGAGCUCGAGAACCCCUGACCCGUUUGGAGAGCUCGAGAACCCCUGACUCCUUUGGAGAGCUCGAGAACCCCUGACCCAUUUGGAGAGCUCGAGAACCCCUGACUCCUUUGGAGAGUUCGAGAACCCCUGACCCCUUUGGAGAGCUCGAGAACCCCUGACCCCUUUGGAGAGCUCGAGAACCCCUGACUCCUUUGGAGAGUUCGAGAACCCCUGACCCCUUUGGAGAGCUCAAGAACCCCUGACCCCUUUGGAGAGCUCGAGAACCCCUGACUCCUUUGGAGAGUUCAAGAACCCCUGACUCCUUUGGAGAGCUCUAUAACCCCUGACUCCUUUGGAGAGCUCUAGAACCCCUGACCCUUUGGAGAGUUAGAGAACCCCUGACCCUUUGGAGAGCUCUAGAACCCCUGACCCUUUGGAGAGCUCUAGAACCCCUGACCCUUUGCAGAGUUAGAGAACCCCUGACCCUUUGGAGAGCUCGAGAACCCCUGACUCCUUUGGAGAGCUCUAGAACCCCUGACCCCUUUGGAGAGUUCGAGAACCCCUGACUCCUUUGGAGAGCUCUAGAACCCCUGACCCCUUUGGAGAGUUCGAGAACCCCUGACCCCUUUGGAGAGUUCGAGAACCCCUGACCCUUUGGAGAGCUCUAGAACCCCUGACCCUUUGGAGAGUUCGAGAACCCCUGACCCCUUUGGAGAGUUAGAGAACCCCUGACCCUUUGGAGAGUUCGAGAACCCCUGACUCCUUUGGAGAGCUCUAGAACCCCUGACCCCUUUGGAGAGCUCUAGAACCCCUGACCCUUUGGAGAGCUCUAGAACCCCUGACCCCUUUGGAGAGUUAGAGAACCCCUGACCCUUUGGAGAGUUCGAGAACCCCUGACUCCUUUGGAGAGCUCUAGAACCCCUGACCCCUUUGGAGAGCUCUAGAACCCCUGACCCUUUGGAGAGCUCUAGAACCCCUGACCCCUUUGGAGAGUUAGAGAACCCCUGACCCUUUGGAGAGUUCGAGAACCCCUGACUCCUUUGGAGAGCUCUAGAACCCCUGACCCCUUUGGAGAGCUCUAGAACCCCUGACCCCUUUGGAGAGUUAGAGAACCCCUGACCCUUUGGAGAGCUCUAGAACCCCUGACCCCUUUGGAGAGUUCGAGAACCCCUGACCCCUUUGGAGAGCUCGAGAACCCCUGACCCCUUUGGAGAGCUCGAGAACCCCUGACCCUUUGGAGAGCUCUAGAACCCUGACAGACUCGGUGGUUUGGGGAAACUCCACAGCUCAGAUGAUUUCGGAUUUUUCUGAUUGAGCUGCAUUUUCUUUGUUUUUUCCAAAAUAAAAAUCUGUUUGAUCUGUAAA